Scedosporium apiospermum is the source of this 987-nucleotide messenger RNA. RefSeq names its product U6 snRNA phosphodiesterase. The transcript has 3 exons. Gene Ontology annotation, biological process: U6 snRNA 3'-end processing. The record is from RefSeq and is a predicted model, not a curated record. Gene Ontology annotation, molecular function: 3'-5'-RNA exonuclease activity. NCBI's taxonomy places the organism in Eukaryota, Fungi, Ascomycota, Sordariomycetes, Microascales, Microascaceae. Gene Ontology annotation, cellular component: nucleus. Bases 1 to 987 code for a protein of 328 amino acids.
AUGGGUCUCGUCGACUACUCCGACUCCGACUCCGACCCCGACCAAGCUCUGUCCGAGCCCGAGCCCAAGCGCCGGAAAUCCUCUACCGCCUCCGCUCCAUCCCGCACAUCCACCACUGAAACCACUCCCCCAACCGGUCGGAAACCUAGUCUCCCACCCUUACCAGAUCACUUCCAUGACCUCUACGCCUCGACAGUACGCCAAAGCGUCGUCGAUGACCCUUCCCUCCACCAUGGCCGGAAGCGUCUCAUUCCACAUGUGGUAGGGAAUUGGCCUUCUCAUGUGUACAUCGAGUGGCAUCCUUCGGCAGAGGAACAUCGCACCCUCGUCUCCCUCAUUCAACAUGCCCAAAAGAAGCUAAGGGGCGAGGCGACUCUCACAUCGCUCUUGACGAGUGACCUCGGCGCUCCUCUCCCCUUGCACAUCAGCCUCUCACGACCCUUAGCACUCACCACCGCGCAAAAGGAUCGUUUCCUUGAAGCUAUCACGACGGGGAUCCGCUCGUCUCUCGUCGCCCCAUUCUACGUAAAACCGCACACCCUCAAAUUCUGGAAAUCCCCCGACUCAAACCGCACCUUUCUCGUCCUCUACGUCCACCCCUGUCCCGACCCCCAAAUCUUCUCUUCCCCCCCGCCGACGACGACUUCGAAAGCGCAAACCACGCCUCUAACGACCCUCCUCCACCGCUGUAACUCCACGGCCCGAUCCUUCGAUCUCCCCUUACUCUACCAAAAGAACGGCGGAAGCGGCCCGGAGACCGACGAGGAUGCGUUUCAUGUUUCGCUCGCCUGGACCCUUGAUGACGUUCCGGAGGGUGAGGAGGUGAUAGGUUCCCGUGAUGAGCGGGACGAUAAGGCGCCGUUGGAUGAGGUGCAUGGUUGGGCGGUGGCCGUUGCUGGCGUCAAGGUCAAGAUUGGGAAUGUUGUUACGCAUGUUGGGCUUGAAAAGGGGUGUGCCGGCGGAGAGGGUGAGAUUUUCAGCUGGUGA